ACGAGGAGGAAGAGACAGAGCAGAGGGAUCCGGUACCUGUCGGGCCCGUGGCUGCCAACAACCUGCCCAUGCGGCCUGACAUGGCCAGACGUCGAUCGAGUGGAAAGGACAAGAACAAGAUGACACCGAUUCGGGAAGUCCCACGGUCAGCUCGACUUGGCGAUGGGCUCGACGGGUCGGGCAAGGGCAAGAGGUCACUCGUACGCGGUCCCAUCUCGAAGACUUGAUAGCCAGACAGGGUAUCGAAGAUUCUCGAGCCGAGACCAAGGGUACGAGGAAGCUUCGAUGGGACGGCAAAGCUUGGUCCCGCGAGACACCUCAGAUGAAAGCCGAACGGGAGCGCAGUUUCGGUCAGGUCCUAGACCUCGUCUUCAACAAGACUGACGGGAGCGUCGAUGUACAGGCCAUGUGCAGAAAUGUGGUGACAGGUAGGAGAGAAUCGAGCAGUACCGGUCGCGGUUCAGGUUCUCCGCCGGGAGAGGUACGAGAGGGUGAGACCGGUCAGAUCUUGCCAGCCGUCACUUUGGCGGAUUGCUCCGUUUCACCUCGCACUCGCGCAUCUGAGUGGCAGCAUGCGAAUACGGUCUCUAUCGGAGGCAUCCAGGAUUCACAUCAAACUCACGUCGACGAAAGCAAGGCGUCCAGUCUCACCACAGCUUCUUCAUCUCUCGGUGGUCCGGAGGUUCGAGUGGUCGGACCCACCCCUGUGCCCAGCCGGGUCGGUUCGUUGGGCGACACCUCGGCUCCCACGCCCCCGAAGACGCCUCUCGGAUCCAUCAUGCAUCCGCCAUUGGCCUUGCCCAGGAUCUACGAGACUACCGGUAGUCUUACAGGAUCGACUCUUGCUGCUGUGGCGUCCCGCUCUGCUGGUCUCGCACCUAUGUCAACCAUCACAUCGCCACCAAACCGAUCGCGAGCGGUUUCUGACCGUUCGGUGAAAUCUCAGGCCUCAUCCGACAAGAGUAACCUCAGUCGCAGCCCAGUUUACUCGCCACAAAUCGAAAAGGAAGAUCCCAUGGCGACCAUGGUCACUGACUCGGUUGGAAAUACUUCGAGCGGAUCUGGCUGUCGAGAUCGUCGAUCUUCGAAAGAAUCUUCAGGAACAUCGGGAGAGCAACGUCUGUCGAGCUCGGCACUACGGCGUUUGACUGAAUCACAAGUAGGACAGACCAGCUCUGGUCAAGCAGUCUCUUCUUCAGCUCGAAAGAAGGGCAAAAAGUCAAUGUUCUUCAUUCACAGCCCCAGCGAUCGUCGUCGACAUGGUAGCGUGUCUGCCGUUAGUGAUGGCGGUAGUACCGAUGCUGGGAGUACGCUUGCUGAAAGCAGCGUUGGAACUACGCGGGUCCCGGCUUCCCCUGGACGACCCAGAUCUAUCGGAAAGCCGGGUACCUCGCCCUUGGCUUGUAAUGUCUCGACUUCAGAUCAGGUGAUGGACACGCUGCCCAUCACAUCUGCCGAAGUCAUGACGUCGAGCCCUCAACCGCUUGCCGGUGUGGUCGAAACGCCCAAAGACAACAAGGUCGCCACGACAAGUUUGGUCAGGCGAAAGUCGAGCGGUGGUUCUAAAGCUCCUCCCAGACGUCUCUCGACUGAGGCCAAGUCGGCGGUGGCGAAGAUGCACCCUGCUCAGGCACAGAUGCAGCGAGUUCUUGCUCCCAAGCGGGUGGCGUCGGCUUCGAACAUGGCGGGUAAAUUCGCUGGAGAGAAAGCCAAGGCUGCGGCCGCCAUCGCCGCUCGCUUGGAAGCGCAGCAGCAGCAGGAAAAGGAGAGGCAACAGGAGGCUCGAAGCAAGAUCUUGGACAUGAAGCGGCAAAAGAGCGAGCCCGAUUUCUUGGGUGCGCAAGCGCGAGCUGCUCAGCUCAGUCAGGACAACGAGGAGGAAGACGAGUCUUUCGAAACCGUCGACGAUGAAGAGGACGAUGACGAUUCCGACGACAAUGAUGCGGGAUGGAGUAGCGCAAGCGACAGUCCUCAAAAGGAUGGCAAGAAGGAGAAGCGUCCGAAUGAUACCUUCGCGACUGGUGUCAAGGGCAAGGCCGUGGCGAACAAGGUCGUUGCCGGUGCGCUGUCUCAGCAAGUCAAGGCAGCAGAGGAGGCUCAAAGGAAGCGGGAACUUUUCGCAAAGCGAGCAAUCUUUGGCAACAGCGGCCAGAGCAGUCUUUCCUUGUCCAGGCCAGAACCUGCCAAAUCGGAGACGAUUUCAUCGCGACCCGGUUUGUUAAGCAAUCUUUUCGAGACACAACGAGACGUCCUGCAGCGGGGGGAAAGCAUGGCAGAUCUGACCGCGCCACAGAGACAUCAGCCAUCCGUGACUUCUGCUGCACCUGGGCUUGGAGCAAUACACCGGAGCAAGAGCGCCGCUGCAAUCCCUGCCAUGACCGGGAUCAGCAUCGGUCGCGGCGGAUUGAUGGAUCAACUGGCCGUUAUCGAGGCUGCCGAAGCUACCAAACAGCAACCUGAUCAGGGGAGAAGCAAGUUCCGACUUCCUCCCAAGCCAGUGAAUGCAGCCGAUCUAUCUCCCUCAUCAUCGCCCGAAGAAGACUCGAAUGUCUUGCAACCCAGUUCAGUUGCAUUGCGACGACUCGAAGCGAUCUCGGGUCGCAGACAACAGUCCGAACGAAGCAAGAGCGGGAGUGAAAGCCAACAGGGCAACGGCAACCCUGCGCUGCAGCGUCUCACAUCUGGGCUGGCCACGCCUACAGUUUCUUCGGAUACCGCAGGCCAAAGCCAACCCGUGCCCGCAGCAAGUACCCAAACUCCGCAGCUCGACCUCGCGCUUCCACAAACACCUACAACUAGACGUCGUCAGAUGUUGGCCACUGAGCUGCCUGAAGACCUCCGACUGAGUACGUCUGGUCUUCCUGGUUGCAGCCGGAGACUCGAGCUCACUGCGUUUUCGCUUACAGAUCUAAUUUGGGAGCGAAAAUCGAGAGCUCCCAUGUAUCCGAUGAGGAAGAGCUCGGGGCUUAGGCCGACGGCAUCUGCUCAAGAUCUUCCAGAGGCCGCACGCCAAGCCGAACACGAUGAAUCACCUGCACUUUCGCGCCAGCAUACCGAACCAGCGGGUCAUGUCGUCGACAAUGGCCACCCGGACCCGUCGCUUCCAAAACGUCGCACUUCUCACAAUCUACUGGGAGGAGGUAGCGGCUUGCGCCCACUCACUUCGGGAACCUCUACCCGAGCUCAGCAACCACAAGGAGACAGACCGCCGGGCGAUCGCGGGACCAACACAACUCACCCACCGUCCAACCUGGCCAACAAUCGAAGCAAAUCGACCGCCGACAUGAGUCACUGGCAUCGAUCCCGAAUGACUGGCCACGCUUCUGCUGACUACUCCAACGGUAUGACUGAGGGAGAGCAAGAGAUACACAACGACUGGGUGCGAGCACGCCAUCUACGCCAACGUGAAGGUGAACUCAGCUCGUCAUUCCGAUCACACGGGUGGUAGAAGCCGCCGACAGUGACGAUGGCGCAUGUCGACUCUCAAACAUGGACAUUAGUUGUAAUAACGUUGUAUAUUGUUAUGCCGGCAAUUGAAAGAAACGCGACGCAUGUAUCCUGAAUACCUUUGUGACAUA
Filobasidium floriforme is the source of this 3578-nucleotide messenger RNA. RefSeq lists its product as uncharacterized. The coding region runs from base 323 to 3448 and encodes 1041 amino acids. The transcript has 4 exons. The record is from RefSeq and is a predicted model, not a curated record. Lineage: Eukaryota; Fungi; Basidiomycota; Tremellomycetes; Filobasidiales; Filobasidiaceae.